This is a messenger RNA of Blepharisma stoltei, 816 nucleotides long. The record is from the annotation of a GenBank genome assembly. Lineage: Eukaryota; Ciliophora; Heterotrichea; Heterotrichida; Blepharismidae.
AUGGAGCUCAACAGUUUUAUAUUUCCAGCACCAAGUCCAUCCUACACAGUUAUUAGCUUCCCAGGAGAACUUUUAAAAAUUCCAAGGCUUAAAGGCAAGCGUCAAGGUGUUCCCUGCAUUUUUCUCCCAUUUUCUCGAGGUUCAAGUAAAAUUUUACUUUAUUUCCAUGGAAACGCAGAAGAUCUUGGUCUAGCUUAUGAAAUGUUAAAUCAUACACGAAACACACUAAUGGUUCAUGUCCUUGCAUUAGAAUAUCCAGGCUAUGGGAUUUAUAAAGGUAAGCCAAGCGCUUCUCGAAUUUUAGAAGAUUCUGAAAAUGUUUUUAACUACCUGACAGAUGUCUUGAAAAUUUCUCCUACAAAUAUUUUUAUAUUUGGCCGAUCGAUAGGAGCAGGCCCAGCAGUUUGGUUGGGUGCAGAAAAAAAUCCUGGUGCUUUACUACUAAUGUCAGCUUAUACGUCCAUAAGGGCUGUUGCAAAAAAUAUUGCUGGGAGCUUAUUAAUGUAUUUUGUAAAAGAAAGAUUUAGGAAUAUUGAUUUAAUGCCUAAAGUAAAAUGUCCUUGCUUUUUGGUACAUGGACAGAACGACACAUUAAUUCCUUAUCAGCAUUCACAAAUUUUGCAUGAGCUGUGUGGAGGGCCAUCUAACUUGCUUUUACCGAGCAAGAUGGAUCAUAAUGGAUUUGAUUUUUUUGAAGAUUUGACGCUGCCUUUUACAGCAUUUUUGAUACAUUGUGGUAUUAGUACUGUUCCGGACAACCUUCAAAGCGCGUUUAUCAGUUUUCCAGAAGAGUUGUUUUAUUCGAAGAGAUCAUAG